Messenger RNA from Aricia agestis (brown argus), 941 nucleotides. It is a transcript of the gene bonsai, whose product is annotated as 28S ribosomal protein S15, mitochondrial. Gene Ontology annotation, biological process: translation. NCBI's taxonomy places the organism in Eukaryota, Metazoa, Arthropoda, Insecta, Lepidoptera, Lycaenidae. The record is from RefSeq and is a predicted model, not a curated record. Gene Ontology annotation, cellular component: ribosome. The coding region runs from base 79 to 900 and encodes 273 amino acids. The transcript is spliced from 5 exons. Gene Ontology annotation, molecular function: structural constituent of ribosome.
UACUUUUUAGGUUAUGAAUAUCUCGUAUUUUAUUUGGAAUUAAUAAUAAGAAAAUAAAUUUAACUGUUGAAGCUGAAAAUGUUGCGACAGUUUACUUGGAAUUUAAUUCAAAGCCGUGGUGUGAAACAGUUAGUGAACGUCAAAUGGAAAAGACCCGAUUACGUACCAGCCUAUAAACCUGAAAGAUCUGGCGAUUUAGAAAGCAAACCUGAAAUCCCAAAAUAUUCCCUUCCUGAGAAAUAUGCUCUAAGUGAGGAAAUAAAAGAUGCACCGGAGUUAGUGAAAAGAAUCUUUAGUGUAGAACAUCUGGGCAAAAAAGAACAUAACAACUUGGUCCGGAAGGAACUCAUAAACAGAGUUCGAAGGCACAAAUAUGAUGACAAUACAGCAGAAACUAGGAUUGCGAGAUUCACUGGUAUUAUCCGAUGCUUGCAGGAGACAAUGGAACAAUAUCCAAAACAUACCAAGGCCAAACAAGUAGUUCAAGAACUUAUUGACAAAAGGAAGAAGCUGCUCAAAUUCUUGCGUCAAUAUGAUUAUAAGAAGUUUGAAUGGUUACUUGAAAAGCUUAACAUUGAAUACAAAGGACAUCCUGAAUCAUUUCAUAAGCUAUCACGAAAGGAGUCGCUAAGAAAAUUAACAGAGAUGCACUGUGAUGAAAUAAGACAAAAGAAGCUGGAGGAUUAUAGAAACUUGCUCGAAAGUCAGCAGGGGCCAUUUCUGAAGGAGAAGCUGCAGGCUCUGAAAUUCAUCAGAAGUGAGCAAAUAGAGUUACAGUUACCUAUUACAGUUACCGAACAACAUAUUAAGAAAGUUGAGGAGCAGCUGGAAGAAUGGAAAGCAAAAGACGAAUUGAAACAGCAGGCAAGAAAGAAGAAGAGACAUAUACUUUUGGAUUAGAAUAAUAUUAUUUUAAAACAAUAAAAAUAAUAGAUUAUGUA